Molecule: messenger RNA, 1375 nt
Organism: Oncorhynchus keta (chum salmon)
Lineage: Eukaryota; Metazoa; Chordata; Actinopteri; Salmoniformes; Salmonidae
Product: G-protein coupled receptor 183-like
Exons: 5
Coding region: 42-1019 (325 amino acids)
Biological process (GO): phospholipase C-activating G protein-coupled receptor signaling pathway; positive regulation of Rho protein signal transduction
Cellular component (GO): membrane
Molecular function (GO): G protein-coupled receptor activity
Source: RefSeq, a predicted model, not a curated record
UUAAAUCUGACCUCUGACCUCUGCGGUGUUUAAAGUAAACCAUGGAGGAUCCUCUCACUCUAUAUUCAUCACUCAACACCACCAGCCUCCCCACUGCUCUCCACAGUGCUGUUACUGACCUCGUGACCAACGCUACGGUCAAACCCUUCAGUGUGUUUCAUGGGUGCGAGGAGAAUGUGUCAGGGAUCCUCUUCGACCUGUCUGUUCAGACCUUCAACGUGUUCCUGGGACUCCCCGCUAACAUCUUAGUCAUGGUGAUUCUGGUCCGUAACCGUAAGGAGCCGUCCUCCUCAGACAUCUUCCUGGGCUGUCUGGCCUUCAUGGACGCUUACUUUGGCUUCAUGGUCCCCUUCAGCUAUCUGAACAUCUACUACUGGCACAGCAAGGAUGUCUGGUCCGCUCUCAUGUUCUCCUUCGGCGUCAAGGACACCAGCGGUCCUCUGUUCCUGUCCUGUAUCUGUUUGGAUCGGUUCGUGGCUGUCCUCUUCCCUCUAUCCUACGGCCAGCUGAAGGACACCAAGUACAGGGUGUCUCUCUCGGCGGUGGUCCUGGGGCUCACCUUCACCUACGCCUCCGCCAAGACCAUCGGGGGCCUGCACAACUUCGAGAAGGUCUUCACAGGGACGAUCCUGGCAACGUUUGGCUGGAUGGUGUUGUGUAACGGGGCCAUCCUGGUGGCCCUGAAGAGGUCCAGUGGCUCUGGGAAGGACGACAUGCACCCCAUGAAGAAGAAAGCCUUCAAGAUGGUGAUGUCGGUCCUGUCCAUCAUCGUGUUCAACUACUUGCCUCCGGUGGCUCUGUUCCCUUUUGAGGACCACUACCCUCCGGAUACGUUCCGCUGCCUGGUGCAGCCGGUGGGGUACGCCUUCGUUAACAUCAGCAGUAGUAUCCAGCCCAUCAUCUACCUCUCUAGACUGGAGAAGAUCCCUUUCCUCCCCGAGGCCUGGAACAAGUGGGGCUCCUCCUCCUCCAAGGUGAAGGACAAGGAGGUGAAGGUGGAGACCAUCUCGCCUGCCUGAAUGGUGAACGGGCAUCAACGUUUCUUGUGAAAUUAAGUGAUAGGUUCUCAAAACACAGUUGUUAUAAAUGUACCAACUGGAUGAUGGAAUAAAAUGAAGGGCCAGGAAACAAUGGAUGACAGUAAUGUGCUUACAUUCCACAUAGCUAAUAUAUAUCCUGUAUAUGGUAUAGGUUAAGGAGAAACAACAAAAAUCUCAAACAAAUCUCUCUCUCACUUCCUGGAACGAUUACGUUAGGACUGAGACGACAUCGUGUGUACAGCAUGAGAACUACAUGUCACACCUGUAAAAUACUCAAGAUUUUUUGUGUGAAUCACUUGGAGAGAAAUAAAUACGUAAUAAAGCUCUUAUAAACA